CUAGGAGAGUAAAAAUGUCAUAGUCGGUUUACGAUUAACGAAGUCGUUUUAACCCCCUCAAUAUAAACCUAGACCACCUGUUUUCACCCUCUUCGUUCAAACUACGCAGGAAAAAAAUACACCCAAAAACUUUCAAUUUCUAGGGUUUAUACUUUCAAUUCCAGAUUACUAUUUUUGCAUUUCAUCCCCAAAUUAGCUCAUUAAAAACCUCUAAUUUUUCGUUGUUAAUGGAAAUUUAGGGUUUCCUUUCUUUUGAAUUGUCCUAAAGAAUCCGCGAUUUUUUGGUUGUAGAAGAGAGGGAGGAGAGAGAAAGUGAUUCGUAAUGCAGACGGAAGCGAGGGUAGGUGUAGUUGUAGAUGGAGGACAAAGAGAUGGAUGUGCGCGUAAAUACGUACAGGUGAAGCAACAGCAACAAGCCCAAAUUAGCACGAUUUCUCAGCUUCUCGCCGGUGGAAUUGCCGGAGCCGUUAGUAAAACUUGCACCGCGCCGCUUGCUCGUCUCACCAUUCUCUUUCAGGUGCAAGGCAUGCACUCAGAUGGCGCAACAUUGAGGAAAGCUUGCAUUUGGAGGGAGGCUUCACGAAUUAUUAACGAGGAAGGAAUAAGAGCCUUUUGGAAAGGGAACUUGGUUACAAUAGCACAUCGCCUUCCUUAUUCUGCUGUCAGUUUUUAUUCAUACGAGCGAUACAAGAAUCUUCUGCAGUCAUUUCCCGGAUUAGAAAGUACUAGUGAAAAUAUAGGUGCACAUAUCUUUGUGCGUCUGUCAGGUGGCUUUUUAGCUGGAGUAACAUCUGCAGCUGCUACUUAUCCUCUAGAUUUGGUGAGAACACGGCUUGCUGCACAAACAAAUGUGACAUAUUACAAAGGUAUAGGGCAUUCGCUACGUACCAUAAGUAAAGAAGAAGGUUUGCUUGGUCUUUAUAAAGGGAUUGGGGCAACACUUUUGAGUGUGGGGCCAAACAUAGCAAUCAGCUUUACUGUGUACGAGACCUUGAGGUCUCAGUGGCAGUUGAAAAGGCCUCAGGAUUCCGUUGUGCUUGUGAGUCUUGCUUGUGGAAGUAUUUCUGGCGUUGCGUCAUCCACUGCAAUUUUCCCCAUUGAUUUGGUAAGAAGAAGGAUGCAAUUGGAAGGAGCUGGUGGUCGUGCACGUGUAUACAACACGGGUAUUAUAGGUACAUUUAAGCAUAUCAUCCGGUCAGAAGGAUUAAAAGGACUGUACAGAGGGAUACUCCCGGAGUUCUACAAGGUUGUCCCCAGUGUAGGCAUUGUUUUCAUGACGUACGAGACAAUGAAGAAGCUUUUGUCGAAUAAUUCUGUAGAGUAGUAGCUUUCCUGGUGGAUACAAAAAAUCCGGAAGGAUGUAUUCAGAUUGACAUAGAAGUUUUCUCAUUGAUGCCAUUAUCACUCUUUUCCCUUGGCCUAGACUGGUGGCAAAUUUUGCUUCUGUCACCCUUAGAAAUUUUACUUGUAUACAACAUUGAAAAUGUUUAUUAAUGUCAGAAGGUUGUGGGAGAUAUGCUCAUCUCACUUUCUCUAAUAUUUCAUUCUGUUUGUUUGUAUAUGGUACUUUUAAACACUUUCUCUGUAGAGUUUGUAAAGAAAAAUAUUUUGUUA
This is a messenger RNA of Spinacia oleracea (spinach), 1614 nucleotides long. RefSeq lists its product as uncharacterized. The record is from RefSeq and is a predicted model, not a curated record. NCBI's taxonomy places the organism in Eukaryota, Viridiplantae, Streptophyta, Magnoliopsida, Caryophyllales, Amaranthaceae. The transcript has 7 exons. Bases 323 to 1324 code for a protein of 333 amino acids. Gene Ontology annotation, biological process: transmembrane transport.